Molecule: messenger RNA, 3648 nt
Organism: Elgaria multicarinata webbii
Lineage: Eukaryota; Metazoa; Chordata; Lepidosauria; Squamata; Anguidae
Gene: NVL
Product: nuclear VCP like
Exons: 23
Coding region: 63-2642 (859 amino acids)
Biological process (GO): ribosome biogenesis
Cellular component (GO): nucleus
Molecular function (GO): ATP hydrolysis activity; preribosome binding; ATP binding
Source: RefSeq, a predicted model, not a curated record
GUUGGGAAAGGCGGCGCCUCCCCUUCGCUGGAAGAGCGGAAUUCGGAGUGUCGGGAGCCGCCAUGCGGAGCCGUGGAGGAAGCCACCCCGUCGGGGAUCCCAGGCUGAAGCAGCGAGUGAAGCAGUACCUGAACAGUAAUAAAUGUGGCCAGUAUGUCGACAUUGGAAUUUUGGCAGCAGAUCUACAGAAAACAUAUAGUGCUGAUUAUGGACGAAGAAAAAGAAAUGCUUUUAGAAUACAGGUUGAGAAAGUUUUUGGGAUAAUCAAUGACGAGCUAAAGUCAGAGGAUUUUUCAGUUCUGGAGGAUGAACAUUUGGCAAAGAAACAAAGACGCAAAAGGGAGGAAGAGGAUUCAGAAAGCUGCAUGGAUACCUCAGACACUGACACAGACCUCCCACCUUCAAAUCAUAUGAACACGUCUUUGUUGACGUUAUACCGGAAAGGAAAUCCAGAUUCUCUUCCAGCAUCUCCUAAGAAUGUGGUGACCAAGUCUGACACUCCUUCACAAAUGAUAAUACCUGGAUCAGAUAUGGUUCCUCCUCAAGUACCACCUGAUACCAGGAUUUCAGAAGGUGGAUGGUUUAUUGAUAAAAACCCAGGCAGAAAGGAAGAAAACUUUUUUAUUGAUCUUUGUGCAGAAGAAGAGAGUGAUGGUGUUAAGCAGAUAGCUGAGAAUGCAAAAGAUAUUUCCUUUCUGGAGACGUCAAGAAGGAAACACAAGAGCAAAAGAUGUAAAAGGAGGAAAGGAGAAUCUCAAGAUGUAGACGAAGAAAUAGAAUCUGCUUUGAGGAAGCAGAAAGUUAAACAGAAAGGAGUGGAACUGCGGACCUCUUCGGUGAAGUUUGAGGAUGUGGGAGGCAAUGAUGAGACGUUGAAGGAAGUAUGCAAGAUGCUGAUACAUAUCCGUCAUCCUGAAGUGUACGAUCAUUUAGGAGCUGUUCCACCUCGAGGAUUUCUCUUACAUGGACCACCAGGAUGUGGAAAGACAUUACUAGCACAGGCAAUAGCUGGGGAACUUGAACUACCAAUACUCAAAGUAGCUGCAACUGAGAUUGUAUCUGGAGUGUCAGGAGAAUCAGAACAGAAACUGAGGGAACUGUUUGAUCAAGCUGUGGCCAAUGCCCCAUGCCUUCUCUUCAUCGAUGAGAUUGAUGCAAUCACACCCAAGAGAGAAGUGGCCUCAAAGGACAUGGAACGGAGAAUUGUAGCCCAGCUUCUAACUUGCAUGGACGACUUGAAUAAUCUAGCUACUGCUGCUCAGGUCCUAGUAAUUGGAGCCACCAACAGGCCAGACUCACUGGACCCGGCCCUCAGACGUGCAGGAAGAUUUGACCGAGAGAUUUGUUUGGGGAUUCCAGAUGAAGCCGCCAGAGAAAAAAUUCUGAAGACACUGUGUCGAAAACUUAAACUUCGAGAAUCUUUUGACUUUGGCUACUUGGCUCAUAUGACCCCGGGCUAUGUUGGAGCUGAUCUUAUGGCACUUUGCCGGGAGGCAGCCAUGUGCACGGUGAACAGAGUCCUUGUUAAACUGGAUCAGGAGAAACCUGAAGUCAGGAGAAGUGAAGGAACAUGUGGAGAAGAUAUGGAAAAGAGUAUAGAAGAACUUGUAAAAAAAAAUCCUGAAGAGCCGGAUCUUCCCACUGAAGAUGAAUUACAGAGAUUGCUUCAGUUGCUAAAGGAACCUGAUCCCCUGGGGGAGGAGCAUCUGCAAAAGCUCUGCAUUGAGUUGAAUGAUUUCAUCGUUGCCCUCUCUACAGUGCAACCCUCAGCCAAGAGAGAAGGCUUUGUCACAGUCCCUGAUGUGACGUGGGCAGAUAUUGGAGCCCUGGAGGAUGUUCGGGAGGAGCUCACCAUGGCAAUAUUGGCACCCGUGCGGAAUCCUGAGCAAUUCAGAGCCCUUGGCCUCACAGCUCCAGCCGGCAUGCUGCUUGCUGGCCCUCCUGGUUGUGGCAAAACUCUACUUGCUAAGGCUGUGGCAAAUGAGUCUGGGCUGAAUUUCAUUUCAGUGAAAGGCCCUGAGCUGUUGAAUAUGUAUGUGGGAGAAAGUGAGCGUGCAGUACGUCAGGUUUUCCAGCGUGCGAGGAAUUCAGCACCUUGUGUUAUAUUCUUUGAUGAAGUUGAUGCUUUAUGUCCUCGGAGAUCAGAUCGUGAGUCAGGUGCCAGCAUUCGUGUAGUGAACCAGUUGCUAACAGAGAUGGAUGGCCUGGAAUCUCGUCGUCAGGUUUUCAUUAUGGCAGCCACCAACAGGCCAGAUAUUAUAGACCCAGCUAUUUUGCGCCCAGGAAGAUUGGAUAAAACACUGUAUGUGGGUUUGCCGCCACCUAUGGAUCGCCUUGCCAUUUUAAAGACUAUCACAAAAGAUGGAACCAGGCCGCCACUUGAUACUGAUGUGGACCUAAAAGAAAUUGCUCAUCAUCCCUGUUGCGAUUGUUACACUGGGGCAGAUCUUUCAGCUCUGGUACGGGAGGCUUCUGUUUGUGCCCUGAAACAGGAAAUGGCGGCGCUCAAUACCACAAACAAGCAAGGAGGUAUCAAGAUUGCCAGAAAACACUUUGAAGAAGCUUUCAAGAAAGUGAAAUCUUCUAUAUCCAAAAAGGACCAAAUAAUGUAUGAAGAGCUGCGCCAGUCAUUGAGCAGGUAACAGCAAGAUGGCAUCCAAGACCAGCAUGUUGACUACCAAGAGGAGUUCUCCUGCUCUGGACUGUUUCCUAGAAGCCCUUCUCUGGAGCAGAACUUUGCCCCCAGUUUCGUUUGACUGUGAAUCUCAGAAUUGUUGGGCUCCUUUCCUAAAACAUUUGGCCCCCAUUGGCUGUGCUGAAAAUAGACACUCCCACUCCCUUCACCGUUUGAAUGUUAAAACUCUUCCAUCUUGGUGCGUUGACUAAUUUGAGCCUCUCAGUGUCCCAUCUAUAAAUGGAGGCUUUUAAUACAUAAAGAAGCAAUAUUAAAUAAAUCCUUCAUAGAUGUCUAGCUCUGGGCUCACCUUUAUAUCAUGCAAAGGAGAGCAGGCAAAUGAAUGAUUCAAGUAAUGUUGCAGAAGAAAUGGUAAAGCUGUGUUUUAGACUAUACCUCUUAACCUUCCAGGUUCACAUAACUGAAUCCUUACAAAGCAUUCCCUGUACAUAGGAAACUAAACGUCAGGGGCAAGUGUUCUAGCCGUCUCCCUGGCAUGCUAGUUUUCUAUGGGUUGGAUCCAGAUUUAGGCACGUGCAACUGGGCCUCCUCCUCUCAACAGCAGACCCUCCAUCCUCCUGAAAAUGUUACAAAAGAGGGUUGGGAUGCUUCAAAAUGAGCUGAUGUGUGUGUGUGUGUGUGUGUUCCCCCCCCCCCUUCCCAUGAAAAUUGGGCAUAGGCAGAUUCUGGAUCCAACAAUAUGUGUAAAAAUCUUGGUUGGAGGGAUAGGGCAGAGAAGAAGUGUUCCAUCAGGUAAACCGUCACCUGUAGUCUCAGCUUGUAAAGUUGAGCCAAAGAUUUACUGCCUCACUUUUUGUUUCUGGAAAGUAGGCUGUAGCAGGAUGGGAAGUCAUGGGCUAUUUUAAGGGUAGGGAGGCAUAACAUCAUUUGACGAAACCUGUAUGUUUCCCUUCAAAAUACAAUGUUUCUCACUUUGCAAAUUCACAGAGCAAAAUAAAAGUUGUUCAAGAAUG